This is a messenger RNA of Pogona vitticeps (central bearded dragon), 880 nucleotides long. RefSeq names its product biogenesis of lysosomal organelles complex 1 subunit 3 (gene BLOC1S3). NCBI's taxonomy places the organism in Eukaryota, Metazoa, Chordata, Lepidosauria, Squamata, Agamidae. The record is from RefSeq and is a predicted model, not a curated record. Gene Ontology annotation, cellular component: BLOC-1 complex.
GGGAGCGUCGCGGCCACGUGAUCGGCCGUGGCGUCAUGUGACCCCCCAAAAGGGAACGAGGCUACUUCCUGGUUCAGAGGCUUGCGGGUCUUUGCUGGGUAAAGGUGAUGUGAAAAUGACCACCCCAAGGGACAAAACGGUCGUUCAAGGAGAAGCCUCAGAGACUGAUUCGGAGGAAGAGGUGUAUCUCUCCUCUGUGCCCGAGCCUUCCUUCCCUAACCUUUCUGGGCUGAAAGUGGCUGGAGAGGCCUCGGAAACAGACGAGGAAGAAGAAGAUGCAUGUAUCCGGGAGCCAAAAGGAGACCCAAACUUGAUCAGCCCAGAUUUGCCUCCACUGAUUGUCUUCAGGAACGAGGAUCUGGGGUCUCCCACGGCGGUUGAAGAGAAGCCUGCCCUCCGUCUCCGACACCGUGGGCGCUACAGCACCCUACUGCAGCAGAAGCUGAUUGAGAGCAACGCCCGCUUGUACUAUGACGUCAGCCACACGAUCAAGCAGGUCUACCAGACAGCUGUCAAAGAGAUCGGGACCAUUACUGGGCAGCUUGCUAAUUCCCAAAAUGGCAUCAUUAACGCCUCGCACAACAUCCGACUAGCUUUGGAGGACCUACGGUCAGUGGCUGACAAAAUAGACAUCAUCACCAGCUGCAACCUUCUGCCUGAUAUCCAGAUAGAACUACCUCCAGUUCAUUACACCUAGUAGGCUAUGGAAUUAUACCAAGGCAACCUGGUUGCAACAUGCCAUAAGAAACUGUGAUACAGCUGACUUUUGCCCUCACCCCAAGCUUAUGCAGUCUGUUCUUGCUUUAAACCACAGCACUUGAGAUCAGGGUUACUAUACUAAUAUUGUAAUCAUCUAAAAUAAAGCUGCUUUUGAUAUGCA